AUGGCUGAGACAGUAGGUGUAAUGCCAGCAGAUGAAGAGGACAUCCCAAAUAAGCGUGAUGAUGAAGACCCACUUCUGAAUCAUGAUGCUAUAGCAGCAUCUCUGUGUUGUUCUGCCAGCCCUUUGUUAGCCACCCUUAAUGAAGAAAAGGGAAACUCAGCAGUGCCAGAGAGACUGUCCAUCCUCUCCAGCAAAGCUGCAGCCCAGGCAAAAGCCCUUGCUGGCCAAGAGAUGGUUAGUGGUAGCCAGGCACAGUGGGCAGCCUCUGGGUUGGCUGAGCAUCCUCUGACAGCUGUAAAUACAUCAUUAGGUGGCUCAUCAUACCCUGCGGCAGUUCGUAACCUGCAGCCUGCAGGCAUUGCCUCCCCAUGCUCCAAAAGCCACUGCUGCGAUGGUGACCCGAGUUCAGAGGUGCUGCAGGUCCCAAGGGCACUCGGCAGGGCUGGCAAGCCCCCACAAGCUGUCACUGCCCUGCCAGGGAAGGAUCCCAGGGGCUGCCACAUGCUGCAGGUGGGGACCAGUGCUAAGGGCGAUAUGGCUCCCUGUAGUCUAGGCCAGGUGAUUUGGGCAAAGACCACAGAAGUAAUGGAGACCUUAGAAAAUAAGAAAAAGGAGGAAAAGGAGAAGUAUCGGCUCCAGCUAGCUAUGUACCGACGGCUUCUGCUGUUGCGCUCAAUCAGAAGCUUGCAUAAGCAGCUGGAGCAGCAGCAGGCCAGAUUGCAGGAAUGCUACGGCAUGGUAAUAAAUACCAAGAAAGAAGUGUUGAAACACAUUCGCUCAACCUCGCCCUCACCUUCGCCAUAAUCGUGUUGCUGCAUGCAGAAAUGAGCUUUGUAAUGCCACCGGAGCCGUCAGUAAGCUUGCACGCCAUAAGGGUGGUGUCCUCAUACCCAAGAGUACGUGCCCACAUGCGCUGAGAGCAGAGAGGAAACAGCAGCACAAGCAGCAGAGCAAGAAGAAAAGAGAAAGUAAAGUGUUGGUCCCUGAACUUGUCUGGAGGAAACUGGAGCAAGCUUGUACCUGUGCAAGAAGCUGCCUCCUGAUGCACACUCAAAGCCUCAAGCUGAAAUAGGAUUUUUGACAUAUAGUUUCUUAAAAAGAAAAAAAAAAACCAAAACCCACAACUGGGAACCUGUUCUUACACCUGACCUGUAAAGGUGGUCAAACUGAAGAGCUGCUGCCUACUGAAUAUGUGAUAUGGCACAUCUCCCUUCUACUUUCAGCGCUAACAAAACUUAAGCAGAAUUAGGGUUCAUUUGUUCACAAGAAUGCCUGAAUCUAGAAAGCCAGGAUGUUUGAAAUACUUACGCUCAGGCUUGAUAAUAUCUACCUAGCUGCCUGUUUUUCACAAAACUGCUAAGGCUAUUGUACAUUUGUGACCUCGACCCUCACAUAAGAUGUAUUUAGAUUGACCAGAAAUUAUUGUGGGAAGGCAGGACAGUCAAACACACGCACAGGGAGACAGUGGAACUGCCUAUGCCUUAUUUCCUUAGGAAAGUGAGCUAAAAACA
Messenger RNA from Phalacrocorax carbo (great cormorant), 1511 nucleotides. The record is from RefSeq and is a predicted model, not a curated record. NCBI's taxonomy places the organism in Eukaryota, Metazoa, Chordata, Aves, Suliformes, Phalacrocoracidae.